GUCGUCACAUGACAUGAUGCGGAAGAAUUACAAUCUCAUGCUACAGUUGCACAUGUGUUUGUGUAUUAGACAUUUAUUGCUAGAAAUGUGUCGUUUUAGGACAUUUAUUGUUGCAUUAAUUUAUAAUUAGGUGAUAUAAGUGAAAUGACAAAUUGCUUAAAGACUACGAUUUCUGCUGUUGGUUGAGCUUGGACAGUCUAUCUACCAUGACUAUGAAGGACGAAGCACCGAGUGUCCCUGAGUGCUACAUCUCAGAACAUGAAGGGUUCUAUGGAACCAUCAAGAACUUCACCAGAGACUUUGUAGUCACAGAGAUAGACAUCCAUGGCCAGAUGGUCACUAAACCCAGUUUAUCUGAUGUUCCUCAAUCAUCCAACAUUACUGAGGCAUGCCCAGGUGCCAAGUCUGAAGGAAAGACAAAUAUUAUUAGCCCAAAACAUCAACACAACCUCAAAGAAGAGAAUUCAGAACCUGGACCCGGUCAGAAUGGUGACAUCACAUCCACCGCCAACCAAGACUGUUUUGACCUGAGCAUAAUACUGGGUCAGACUGUCUGUGAAGAGCUAGAGCAGUUCACUGCUUUAUUGAGAGAGAUGUCAUCAUGUCCAAAUGAUGGCGUUGAGAAGAAGCUGGCCAACCAAGAAUCAUCCAAUGGCAGUGAGAAGAAGAUGGCCAAUCAAGAGUUAUCCCUGGGUUCAUUCCCAGACAAACACCAAAGAGCUAAUGUCCACCGCGCUGUCCGACACAGCUUUCCCUUCCUGUUGACAGUAACCAACCAAUCAGAGAUCAGGGUAAAGGAGGACCCUGACUUUAAGCUCCUAUCAGGUUUGGUCUCCGAGGAGGAGGCCGAAGACUUUAUCAGGUUCAUCGACACCAAGAUGCCUAAUUCUGUGUACACAUUCAGGAGUGAUGACAGUAAGGAGCACAGGACGGCAGUGCACCACUUCCUCAGUAGACGGUUUGGUAAACUGGUGGAGACCAAGAGCUUCAGUGACCAGCAGCAGAAGACUACGGCCAUUACGGUCAGGUUGAGAGAAAAAGGGAAACCCAGGAAGAGGACGGCUGAUGACAGUAAAGAGGAAGAGGUCUAUACAGCGUUCACUCUGAGGAAGGAGAACCUAGAGACGCUGGAGGCUAUCAGCUACAUGGCAGCUGUCCUGGGGGUGCUGCCCUCUGACUUCACCUACGCUGGCAUCAAGGACAAGAGGGCCGUCACCUACCAGUCCAUGGUGGUCAAGAAGAUCUCACCACAACGGCUGAGAGAGAAGGCCAGUGAGUUUGAGAAGAGGGGGGUGGUCCUCUCCUCCGUCCGCUCCGUCUCUGAGCCUCUUCAUCUGGGUAGACUCCAGGGGAACCACUUUGACCUGGUGGUACGGGAUCUGAGGUCACACCAGGGUCAUGGCACACUGAUGGAGCUGGACUCACGGGUGCAGGAGGCUGUGGAGAACGUAAAGGUCAAGGGGUUUGUGAACUACUAUGGACCUCAGAGGUUUGGGACUGGACAGAGUGUUCAGUCUGACCGCAUCGGACUGGCCCUGCUCAAAGAGGAAAUGGUGGCAGCUGUCCGUCUGUUUUUCACACCAGAAGAGGGUGAUGACCCUCAGAGUGUUGCCAAGAGACACUUCCUCCAGACUGAUAAUGCCAAGGAGGCCCUGUUUCUGAUGCCCAUGUCCAAGGCCAGAGAGAGGAUGAUGCUGAGGGCCCUACAUCGCUAUGGGACGGGCCCAGAGGGCUGCACCCGUGCCUGGCUCAGCCUGCCCCAUGGGAUGAGGGUCUUCUACCCCCACGCAUACUGCAGCCGGGUCUGGAACGAGGCGGCUGCACACAGGCUGACCACGCUGGGCCACAGGGCCAGGCAGGGAGAUCUGGUCUGGAAGCAGAGGAGAGAGGAGGGGAUAGAGGCGGGAGAAACCAGCUUACCUCAGAUUCAUGUUGUUACUGCUGCAGAGGAGGAGGAGGAAGUCUACUCACUAGGACAGGUGGUUCUUCCCAUGCUUGGCAACAGUGUGAAGUACCCAGAGAACCCUGUAGGGGGCUGGUACCAGGAGAGACUGGCGAGGGAUGGACUACAGAGCUGUCGUUUCAGAGUCACUCCUCUCAAACUGAACCUCCCUGGCUGCUACCGCCCCUUACUGGCCAUCCCACAUAGCCUGACCUACAGGCUGGAGCAGGGCCAGAGAGCUGGGGAGAGGCAACAGGAGUGGAAUGGAAAGUCACAGGCUAGUGGAGCGGUACCACAGCACCCUGACACAGACACAACUAGACCUGGAGGUCUGGAGAGGCAGAGAGGAGGGGAGAGCGUGCAGGGUAAUGGAGAGGGGGAGUCAACGGUGAAGUACCCUGACACAGACACACCUAGUUUGACGUUGAACUUUGACCUGGACUCUUCCUGCUACGCCACCGUCUGCCUCAGAGAGGUCAUGAAAUGUGACCCUUAAACUGGAGUCUCAGAUGUUGUAUGUACUACUGUGUGUACAGUAUUUUGAUUAAUAUUGUACUUUGUACACAGUAUGGCCUCUUGUGUACAUGUAGGGUACUGCUACAGUAUUGUGUUUUGUACACAGUAUGGCCUCUUGUGUACAUGUAGGGUACUGCUACAGUAUUGUGUUGUGUACACAGUAUGGCCUCUUGUGUACAUGUAGGAUACUGCUACAGUAUUGUGUUUUGUACACAGUAUGGCCUCUUGUGUACAUGUAGGGUACUGCUACAGUAUUGUGUUG
Molecule: messenger RNA, 2720 nt
Organism: Oncorhynchus mykiss (rainbow trout)
Lineage: Eukaryota; Metazoa; Chordata; Actinopteri; Salmoniformes; Salmonidae
Source: RefSeq, a predicted model, not a curated record